Molecule: messenger RNA, 4039 nt
Organism: Cuscuta campestris
Lineage: Eukaryota; Viridiplantae; Streptophyta; Magnoliopsida; Solanales; Convolvulaceae
Source: the annotation of a GenBank genome assembly
AUUUAUGUUAUUUGCUAUAAAUAAAGACGAAUAAGAACACUGGUGCAUCAUCAUAGAUAGAGAAGCUUUUCGGUGGAGAGGAAGAUCGGAACGAAAGGGAAACGAACAGCAGAUUGUUUUCUCCCUCACUUCUAGGGCUUAAAUCUAUCGGGAAAUUCUGCGCUAGGUCUAUUAUUUGUGCAUGCGUAUGUACUCCAUUGUGUUUGUGGAAUCAGAGGAUUUGAGAUAGGAGUUCAAGAAUUGUGAAUUCGACCGCGUUUAGAGCUUGAAUUGGAUUGAGAAUGUUUGUUCGCAAAUGCCAAUCGUUGAGAUUUUGAGCACCGAUCGUAUACGGAAGCUUUGGAUAUCUCAGCGUCGGAUUGAAGAAGAUGGACGCUGAUUCGACUAUGACGUCGGAAUCCGAUCAGGAUCCGAAGAAUAAUGGGUCUGGCCCCGAGCAAUUAAGAAGUGAGACGCCCACCGGAGAGUCACCGGAGCAGCUGACUCCUCCGUCUCAACAGAAGCAGCAGCAGUCGCCACCCACGACUCUGCCUCUUCCCACGCCUCCACCCCAACACAAUAUAAGUCCGGCUGUGGGGCCUAGGUGCGCUCCUACCCUCUCGGUGGUGCACCCUAUUCUGGAGAAGGAUGAUGGUCCGGGACCAAGGUGUGGUCACACGCUAACUGCUGUCCCGGCUGUGGGAGAGGAAGGCACUCCUGGAUAUAUUGGUCCUCGGCUUAUUCUCUUUGGUGGUGCCACUUCACUAGAGGGAAACUCUGCAGCCUCAGGGACUCCUUCAUCUGCUGGAAGUGCUGGAAUUAGGUUGGCUGGGGCUACGGCUGAUGUUCACUCUUAUGAUGUUUUGACUAAUAAAUGGUCUAGAAUUAAUCCAAUUGGAGAGCCCCCCACGCCGCGGGCAGCCCAUGUAGCAACUGCUGUUGGUACCAUGGUGGUGAUCCAGGGUGGAAUUGGUCCGGCUGGUUUGUCUGGUGAGGAUCUUCAUGUCCUGGAUCUAACUCAACAACGAUCACGGUGGCAUAGAGUUGUAGUCCAAGGUCCUGGGCCAGGGCCUCGUUAUGGACAUGUCAUGGCUUUAGUGGGGCAAAGAUACCUAAUGUCAAUUGGUGGAAAUGAUGGGAAACGGCCUUUAGCAGAUGUUUGGGCUUUAGAUACAGCAGCGAAGCCAUAUGAGUGGCGUAAACUGGAACCUGAGGGUGAAGGACCACCUCCAUGCAUGUAUGCAACUGCAAGUGCACGCUCUGAUGGUCUUCUACUACUCUGUGGAGGGAGAGAUGCAAAUAGCGUACCACUAGCAAGUGCAUAUGGGCUUGCUAAACAUAGAGAUGGUCGGUGGGAGUGGGCUAUUGCUCCUGGUGUGUCACCAUCUCCUAGAUAUCAACAUGCUGCAGUUUUUGUUAAUGCAAGGCUCCAUGUAUCUGGAGGGGCUUUGGGUGGUGGACGUAUGGUCGAGGACUCCUCCAGCGUGGCUGUUUUGGAUACUGCAGCUGGGGUCUGGUGUGAUACAAAGUCUGUGGUUACUAGCCCAAGAACUGGGAAAUACAGUGUGGAUGCUGCAGGUGGAGAUGCAGCCGUAGAGUUGACAAGGCGUUGCAGGCAUGCUGCUGCUGCGGUUGGAGAUUUAAUCUUUAUUUAUGGCGGUCUACGCGGUGGUGUAUUGCUGGAUGACUUGCUUGUUGCUGAAGAUUUGGCUGCUGCUGAAACGACAAGUGCUGCUUCUCAUGCAGCAGCAGCAGCCGCAAAUAUACAAGAGAGAAUGCAAGGGAGGUAUGUUUAUGUUGAUGAAAGAAUGAGACAGACAAUGCCUGAAACAUUGAGUGAUGGUGCUGUUGUUUUGGGAAAUCCUGUCGCGCCCCCUGUAAAUGGGGAUAUGCAUACAGAUAUAAGCACUGAAAAUGCUAUGCUUCAAGGAAAUCGUAGAUUGAGCAAAGGAGUAGAGUAUUUAGUUGAGGCCUCUGCAGCCGAAGCAGAGGCUAUUAGUGCUACAUUAGCUGCUGCCAAAGCUCGACAAGUUAACGGAGAAGUUGAACUACUACCGGAUAGGGAUCGUGGUGCGGAUGCAACUCCUAGUGGAAAAGAACCAUCAAGCCUGAUCAAGCUUGAUCCUGCUCUAGCAAACACUUCUGCUACACCUGGAGUUCGGCUACAUCACCGUGCGGUGGUUGUUGCUGCAGAGACCAGUGGAGCUCUUGGGGGAAUGGUUAGACAACUCUCCAUUGAUCAAUUUGAAAACGAAGGAAGACGAGUCAGUUAUGGUACUCCAGAAAAUGCAACAGCUGCAAGAAAACUUUUAGAUAGACAAAUGUCAAUCAACAGUGUUCCCAAAAAGGUCAUUGCUCAUCUUCUAAAACCGCGGGGUUGGAAGCCACCUGUUCGACGACAGUUUUUCUUGGACUGCCAUGAGAUAUCUGAUCUUUGUGACUCUGCAGAUAGACUCUUUUCAUGUGAGCCUACUGUCCUACAGCUCAAAGCUCCUAUCAAGAUAUUUGGUGACUUGCACGGCCAGUUUGGGGAUCUCAUGCGUCUUUUCGAUGAGUAUGGAUCUCCUUCAACUGCAGGAGAUAUAUCAUAUAUCGAUUAUCUCUUCCUAGGAGAUUAUGUUGAUCGUGGCCAGCAUAGCUUGGAGACUAUAACACUUCUGUUGGCUUUGAAGGUCGAGUAUCCUCACAAUGUUCACCUAAUCCGUGGGAACCAUGAAGCUGCAGAUAUAAAUGCACUUUUUGGAUUUCGGAUCGAGUGUAUUGAGCGACUGGGUGAGAGAGAUGGAAUCUGGGCAUGGCAUCGUUUUAACAGACUAUUUAACUGGCUUCCUCUGGCAGCAUUGAUUGAGAACAAGAUUAUCUGUAUGCAUGGUGGUAUUGGGAGAUCCAUCAAUCAUGUAGAACAAAUUGAGAAUAUUCAGCGCCCUAUUAGUAUGGAUGCUGGCUCAAUUGUGCUCAUGGAUCUGUUGUGGUCUGACCCAACAGAAAAUGACAGUGUUGAGGGAUUGCGCCCAAAUGCUAGAGGUCCUGGAUUAGUUACUUUUGGGCCUGAUCGUGUGAUGGAAUUUUGCAACAACAAUGAUCUUCAAUUGAUUGUUCGAGCGCACGAAUGUGUGAUGGAUGGCUUUGAACGGUUUGCUCAGGGACAUUUAAUUACUCUGUUCUCUGCCACAAAUUAUUGUGGCACCGCAAAUAAUGCUGGUGCGAUCUUGGUACUGGGGAGAGAUCUUGUUGUAGUUCCAAAAUUAAUUCAUCCACUGCCACCUGCACUUUCAUCACCCGAAACAUCACCGGAGCGGCACAUAGAAGACACAUGGAUGCAGGAACUUAAUGCUAACCGGCCUGCUACACCAACGAGAGGUCGUCCUCAAGGCGCCAAUGACCGAGGUUCUCUAGCCUGGAUGUAGAACAUAUAGUAGUUGGUUGCCAGAAUCGUUUUCUGCAACUUGGCAUGAUGAUCCGAUUGGGAGGGUUUUCCAGAUUUGCCUAUUUAUAGGUGCCGAAUUGGAUGUGGUAUGGAAAGGCCUUCCGAAAACAUUCCGGGUUGCAAAGAUAAGGCAGAUUGUCUAUAUAUCAUGAUGGUGAAAUGCAGUUGGGGGCUUCAAGAGUGUUUCCCCUUGUACAUUUUAUCGCAGGCAGGCUAGACGGGACAGAAGUGGGAUCAUUUCCAAUAUGGUUGGUUAGUUUCAGUAUUUUCAUAUCUUUUUUUUUCUUAUUUUUUUUUCUGAUUCCGGGUUUAGGUGUGUUAUCUUUGCUUGGGUUAAAAGAGGGGUAAAGGUGGGUCCUUGUAUACAAUUGCUUAGAUAGAUGAAGAAUCUUGGCGAGCUUCCUUUGUAUUAUAUAGGUGUGGUCUUGUAGGUUUGUUAGUUUGUCUUGUAGAAGAACAUUGGUUAGGGAAUAAUAAGCCCCUUUUCAGAUGACACUUUGUUAUUCGCUUCCUGUACUUGUAGUUCAACAGGAUUUACCAUUGUAUUUGUUUGUGUCAAGUAACUUGUAGAAAGAAAUAAUGGAACCCGUAUGCCUUGAUGUGAUUCUAGGUUUCAGUUAUAAGGGGAGAUUC